AAUGUAUGAAUUUUGGAAUGGUUAGGACUUUCAGAAUAGAUAUCCAAAUAAUUUUGAAUAAUAAGGGAAUCAGUUUAUUUUACAAAUCAUUUCAAAUACAUCUCUUAUUUUAGACCAUUUUAAUCAAUAACAGUUUUUAUAAGCACUUCCUCCACUUUCUGAAAUUUAAGUCAAGAGCUUGUAAACUCUAGCUUAUAAUUAGAUUUUAUGAUGCAAAGAAACUGGCUGAAAGUUCUGAUGAAUUAUAAGAAUAUAUUCAACAUUACAUGGAUGUUAAUGGAAAUGUAAUUAAACUGAAUUCAUAAUUCUAAAAUGCAGAAAAGUAAUAAUGUGCAUAAUUAUUAUUAAAAAUGAUAUAAAUGGUUUAAGGUACAAUAGGUGAUUGGUACAAAUUCCAACAUUAACCAAUUGAAAUAGAAAAAUUUGAAGAAAAAGGUAGAUAUAUAUAUAUAUAAUAUAUUUAGUGGAUUUAUUGCGUCAUAAUUUUUCUAUAUAAUAGGCUUAAAAUUGCUGUGACAAAUGUUAACUUAUUUGAUAAUUUAUUUUAUAAGAAAUUUUAAAAUCAAUGGUAUAUUUGUAUAUUUAUAUUCCUCAAGAGUAAAAUGAGUAGGCCAGCAUCUUGCAAAAGUCGAAAGAGUGAAGUUGAUGAGUCCCUUUUUGGUAUCAAAUUAAAACUAAUUACAUAAAAGGAAGUAAUAAAAGAAAUGAUGCUAAAACUGCUAAAGUAAUUCAGAGUGUUAGAAAAGGAGACAAUUCAAAUCCAGAUGUUGUUUUAAUAGGAGAAGCAGAAUUAUAAAGAAUGAAAGUUUAUUUCAUCUUUAAUAUUAGAAUAAUGCUAUUGUAAAAACUAAGGAAGAACAAUUAUACUAGAAGAAACUCUUAGAGGAAUAAAAAGAAAAGUAAAUGACAGCAGCUAAAGCUAAGAAAUAAAGAAUGACAUAAUUGGAAGAAGAAAAAAAGAAGCAAAUACCUUUGACAGCAUAAUAAUAGGAAGAUAAGGUAGUAAAGGAUAGUCUUAAUGCAAGGGUAUCUAAUUAUAUUUGAAUUUAGGCUGCAGAGAUUUUGAAUGAAUAAUUAGAUGAUGUUAAAGAGAUGAAUAAGAUGGUUAUGUAUGCCAAAUGUGUUACAAUAAGAGAUAAAUAAUUAUAAGAAAAACAAUAAUUGAAAGAAGAAUUUAAAAAUUAAGAGAAAAGAAAAGAUCUUAUGAUGGAAAUUGAAAGACUUAAAUCAGUUAAAUAUUAUGAAGAAAAAGAUGUUUAACAUAAAUAAGAAUUAAAAGAAGGUCAUGGAAUUAUAGUAGAAUAAAUUAAAGAAAGAGAAUUGAUUAGACUUAAGGAAAAAGAAGAAUAGGAAAGAGAAGGAUAAAUUAUGAUUAAAUAAAUUAAAUAAGUUCAAAUUGAAGAUCAAUAAAAAAAUCAAUAAAGAAAGCAUAUGUAGAAGAAAUUACAAGAUGAAAUUUUAGAAGCUAAUUCUAAAGCUAUUGUUGUUAAAGAAAAGAGAAGAUUGGAAGAAAAAGAAGAAGAAGAGAAGAUUGCAAAAUAUAAUUUAGAAAAGGCUUAGAAAGAAGCUGAAAUAAUUGAAGAAUAGAAAAGAAUUAAAGAAGAAAGAGAAAGAGAUGUUUAAAGAUUAAGAGAAAUGCAAGAAAAAGCUUAAGAUAGAUAAGCUGAAUUGGAUUUAUUAAGAGCAAAAAGAGCUAUGGAAUAAAAUGAAAGAGCUGCUAGAGAAAAAGAAAGAAGGGAAGCAGAACUUAGAUAAAAAUUAAAUUAAGAAUUGUAUUAAGCAAGAUAAGUACAGUAGAAUGAAAAAUAAGAUAAAUUAGAAGAAUAAGUACUUUACCUUAAUAUUGAAUCAAGGCUAGACUUGAAAGGGAUGAAUUCCAAAGAGUUAUUUAAAAGUAAAAAUAAGAACGUGAAAACGAAUUAAGGUUACAGUAAGAGAAAGAAUAAAUGGUCAAAAAACAUGCAGAAGAGUUAAGAAAAUAGAUAUCAAUGAAUGAAGAGAAAAGAAAGUAAGAAGAAAGAGAUAAGUAUAUAAUUUUAUUAUUAAUUUUAUAGGCUUGAAGAAGGUAAAAAGAUUAGAGAUAAAAUGAUAAAUGAAAAGAAAUUAUUAGAAAAUAUUAAGGAAUAGAAAUUGAAAGGACUUAAUGAUAAUACAAUACCUGAUAAAUAUAAGGCUGAAUUAGCAAAAAAGAAAAUUAAUAUUCAAAUAUGAUU
Messenger RNA from Paramecium pentaurelia, 2213 nucleotides. Lineage: Eukaryota; Ciliophora; Oligohymenophorea; Peniculida; Parameciidae. The record is from the annotation of a GenBank genome assembly.